GAACAACAUUCCACCAUGCUUCGCGAGCGUUGAUAGCUUUGCUUUCCUGUGUCUGCCAUUUUGACACGCUCGCCCUUCAACAUGUCUUUACUAAAUUCGGUACUCGGCUCGAUAUCGCCCUCACGAUUCCGCGAUUCUUUCGAGGACCCUCGCGCCCCGGACCACGAGCUGCCUCUGUACCGAUCCCCUUCCUCGUCACGAUCGCCUUCACAAGCUCCGCGCAUACCUCCUUCCAUAACCGCCACAGUCCUGUGGAGCGUCCCAUCCACACACUUUAAGCCUGCAGCUCGCGUUCCCGAUGACCUUCUUGCGCUCCAACGAAGAGCGCGGCACCUCGAGCAGCAGCUCCAAGACUUGCUCGACGCGCAGGCCGAUGGCUUGAUGAGCGGGUUAGCAGGGAAAGACUCCAAUAUACCCGACGAUCUUGUGUCGAAUGGUAGCACCACACCCACCGUGAGCAGCGUGCGCAGCUCGAGCCGCAGCGGCGAUAGCGACGAGACUUCACACAGUCUCCCCCGGAAGAAGAAAGUCGGGCUCACUGCAGCGCGCAAGGGUAUCUACAAGCGCAUACAACAGCUCGCGAGCGUCAAAGCCGAAGAGUUGAACUUUCUGGACCAAGACCUGCACGACUUAGACGGCAUCAUAGGGCAGACAGAUACGUGGUCGAAGAAGCGCGCACGGCUGGAACAGAAGAUCCGCGACAUAGAGCAAGGCCAAAGCAGCGCCGCGCGAACCCAAGCGUUACACACCGAAGCCUCGAAUCUAGAGCGGGAGAUCAGGCAGAAAGAGAACGAGUUGGCAGCACUGAAAGCCCGGCACAGGAGCGUGCUGUCCGAGCUCGAGAGCGGCGAGAACGCCGUCGAGGCGAAGCUUUCAUCGUACAAAGCCUCCCUCGCGAUCCUCGACAAGAACGUUGCGAGUUUCCUCGCCCGGCCCCCAGACACAAGCCACGUCUCGCUCUCCCCGUCGUCGUAUCUGUCUCUCCCACCACGCCGCCGCACGCUUGACAUGGCACACGAGUACUGGACCGAAGAGCACACGCGACUCUUCGACAAGUGCGAGGAAGUCGACAUCGAGCGCGCCGCGCUAGACGAAGGCGCCAUCCUCUGGAACGAUGUCGUCAAGCGGAUCACGUCGUUCGAGACUGCACUGGAGGAUAUGAUGCAACCCUCUUCGCGCGCUCCUGCGCCUUCGAAGAUGAUAGCAAAAAUGGAUGCCACGAUCAAGUAUCUCGAAGAGAAAGUCGACUUUGUCAAAAGCCGCGACUGGAACCUGCUCUUCCUCGCCAUCGGGGCAGAGCUCGAGGCUUUCAAGCAGGGGAAGGACAUGCUGGAAAAUGCGUUCGACGUGAAGGGCAGGAAGGGCAAAGAGCGGGCGGUGGAGAGUCUUGUGGACACAGAUGCGGAUGCCGAUGGGACGUUUACAAGUCGUGCGGACGGAGAAGACGAGAUAUCGCGCUCCGCUAUCCGCAUACCAAAAAGUCCCCCCAGGCCAGCUGCGUCGCCGCCGAAGCCGCAGCCCAGCUUCUUCGACACAGACAAUGAGGAUCCCGAUCCCGAAUUGAUGAUUAGUCAACAGGAUACUGACACCGACUGAAGGUGUGGAGAAAUGAAUUAUCAUUAUCAGACAAUUGGGAGUAGAUAGUGACGUGAUAGAAACACU
This is a messenger RNA of Paraphaeosphaeria sporulosa, 1662 nucleotides long. RefSeq lists its product as uncharacterized. The record is from RefSeq and is a predicted model, not a curated record. The transcript has a single exon. Lineage: Eukaryota; Fungi; Ascomycota; Dothideomycetes; Pleosporales; Didymosphaeriaceae. Bases 82 to 1596 code for a protein of 504 amino acids.